AUGUAUCAUCAUUUCUUUUUUAUUAUUAUUUAUUUAGCGCCUACACCAUCAUCAUCGAGUCAUUUACCCAAUAAAGGAUAUAAUCGAACAGAUGAAAUCAAACGGUCUAGAAGUUUUGCCUAUGGUUCUCAAUCUCCCACUUCUUCCACAACGCCAACAACUACACCAGUAGCUACACCAACAAUCACAUCGACGACAACAACGUUAGCACCAUCUAUUUAUCCAGCAUUAUUAUCUCGAAUAGCCUACGAGUUUCAACAUAAUAUGAUUUUGGCCGAUCGUUUCAAGAAUGGAAUCGAAUAUAAAAACUGUUUCACUGGUCAAGAAGCUGUGGAUCAACUUAGUCGGAUUAUAGCUACCAAUGAUCGAUUUUUGGCUCUUGUGGUUGGUCGUGCUUUGGGAGUACAAAGGUUUUUCCAUGAUGUUAGUUAUGAAAAUCGGCUUGUUGAUUCGGCUGAGGAAUUAUAUCAACUGGAAGAAACGAAUUUUAUCAACAAACUCAGCAGUGGUACUAGCAGCAAAAACAAUAAUAAAACCAAUAACAAUGAGGAUCACAUGGUAUGUGACAGUCCUACUACUACGCUUUCUCCUGGUGCAACAACAGAAAGUAACAGCAGUGUCAGUGAUCUUUAUGUUCAUCAUCCUGGUGACAAUGACUUUACAAGAUUGAACCAACAUACAGUUGCUUUUCCCAAUGGUAUCAUCACUGAUUUGACCUAUUGUUAUUCCCCCACAUGUUAUGGAAAUUCGCCUUGUUAUAGUUACUCUUGUCCCAAACGCCAAUCAAUGAAGCGUCAUACGAUGACUGGUCAUUUCAAUCAACUAUUACGUCCUCAAGAUCAUCCACUUUGGGCUGAUUUGGUUUCGGAAAAGGAAUACGAUAUCAUCUCCUCUACUGAAAGGAAACGACAAGAAGGGAUCUAUGAACUAAUAUAUACUGAAUCCAAUUAUGUGAAAGAUUUGGAAUAUUUGGAAGAGAUGUGGAUACGACCUUUGACAGAAACUGAGAUCAUCCCUGAAUCAAGACGAGCAAUCUUCUUGGAUUCUGUAUUUUCAAAUCUCAUGUCCAUUUACGCUAUCAACGUACGUUUAUUGACCGCCUUACUUACACGACAAAAAGAACGAUUGGUAGUUCAUGCCAUUGGUGAUAUCAUGCUGGACUUUGUAGUAGAUUUUGAACCUUAUAUCAAAUAUGGUGCACGACAACAUGAAGCGAAAUAUGCAUUGGAACAAGAACGUUACAACAAUCCUCAUUUCGAUUGGUUUAUCAAUGAUACCGAACGACAUCCUGCUUCACAUAAAUUGGAACUCAAUGGCUAUUUGACAAAACCAACCACUCGAAUGGGUAAAUACCUGUUGCUGCUUCACGAAAUUCUGAAACGAACUCCUAACAAUCAUCCAGACUUUGACAAUAUUCCAAAAGCUAUCGCUAUCAUCAAACAAUUUCUGACUCGCGUUAAUGCACAAGCUGGUGCUACCAAGAAUCGAUUCGAUUUGGACAGAAUGCAUGAAUAUCUGACAUUCAAAAACAAAGCUGAUGCUAUGGAUCUAGGAUUACUAAAGGACAAUCGUGUGAUCAUCAAGCAAGGUACUUUACGAAAAACUCCUAACAACGAUUCCACGGAAUAUCAAGUGAUCCUAUUAGAUCAUUACCUUGUGGUGGCAAAAGUGAAAGUAGGACGUGGUGGUACAUUGAAAUACGUAGUACAAAGGCGACCCAUGGCUCUGGAUCUAUUGACGGUGUUUGUACCUAAGGAAAUCAAGGAAUAUACCUCUAGUAACGUGAAACCAGCAUCGAUCACCAUGACACCUACUACGACCAUUAUACACGAUCGUGAACGCAAAGUUGGCUAUCCUAUUGUAUUUGACUAUUUGGGAAGACGUAGUGAUACGGAUGUUCUGAUAUUGUAUGCUACCUCGGAUGCCACUAGGAAACCUUGGGUUGACAAGAUCACCAAGCAACAAGAAGAUCGUCAACAAAGGAACAAGCCAGUGUUUGAAUUAGUGUCUGCUGUUGAACCUGGGCAUUUUGAUUUAUCGAUUCGAAUCAAUCAUAUCAUUACUUUUAAUAACGGUCAACAAUAUCUUCUUGCUACUGAUGAUGGUGUUUAUGUGGGACAUACCUCUGGGAAAAAGAAACCUCACAAGGUCCUUGGCUUGCCUAAAGUAACACAAAUACAAGUAGUAGAGCAAGCGCAAAUAUUACUUGUAUUGUCGGAUCGAACAUUGUAUGAGUAUGGAUUGGAUGUGGUCAACGGUAAACCAGAAUUACAGCCAUUAGGAAAACGUGUACAAUCCCAUGUGCCAUUUUUUUAUGUUGGACAGUCUUUGGAACGAACUCUUGUUUGUGUGCCCCGUGUCUCUAGUCUCAAAUCGACCAUCACUACUUUGGAACCCAUCAACAACAAUGGACUUGUUAGUAAUGAUAGUACAACUCUGUCAUCAUUGCCUUCUCUUCAUUUACGAUUGAAACGGCUCAAGGACUUUUACGUUCCGUGUGAUAUAUGGGCUAUUGAAUUAUCUCCAAGCAAAAUGUUGAUUACGUCUCCUCGCGGUAUGAUUAUGGUAGAUAUGAAGACUGAUAAACCUCAACAACUCCUUGACCCUGAUGACAAGCGAUUAACCUUUGUGACAGACCGUGAAAGAGAAGAAUCAUCUCAAAUUCGACAACCUUUGAAGCACAUUGCCAUUUUCCGGACACCUCGUGGUGAUCAUUUUGUUUGUUAUGAUGAAUAUGGAUUCUACAUUGAUGGGAAAGGGAACAGAUUGUAUCCGAACUUUUUAGUGGAAUGGGAAGGUAACCCAGAGGCAUUUGCAUGUCAAUACCCUUAUGUGAUUGCUUUUGAACCCUCCUUUAUUGAAGUGCGACAUAUCAUCACAGGUGAAUUGGAACAAAUCAUUCGUGGAUCUCAUAUUCGAUGCUUGAACAAUGGUCACAAAACGGAAAAACCAUUGAUCUUUGGAGUCAUGUCAGAUGGACAACAAUCUUCGAUCUUUGAACUUAGGAUGACUUCAUCUUUCAAGAAACGACAUCAAUCACCCUCUGCACCACACAGGAACGAUCCAGCUUUAUCUACUAUGUCUACUUCAUCUGCCAUCCCUGUUUGA
Halteromyces radiatus is the source of this 3108-nucleotide messenger RNA. RefSeq lists its product as uncharacterized. The record is from RefSeq and is a predicted model, not a curated record. The coding region runs from base 1 to 3108 and encodes 1035 amino acids. Gene Ontology annotation, biological process: intracellular signal transduction. NCBI's taxonomy places the organism in Eukaryota, Fungi, Mucoromycota, Mucoromycetes, Mucorales, Cunninghamellaceae. The transcript has 11 exons. Gene Ontology annotation, molecular function: guanyl-nucleotide exchange factor activity.